AUGGAAGCUCUGUUGCGCGAUUUGAAACGAAAUAGCAAAGAUAUUCAAAGACUUUUGCAACGGAAGAACAUUUUCAAUGGGGGCCACGAUACGGUCUCAAAAUCAAAGCAAUCCAAGAAGCGGCGCUUCGAAUGUAACAUUUGCAAGCACCGGUUCGUUCUGAUGAGCGGCCUACUGAGACAUAAGCGAAAGUACCACAGCGAAAUCGAAGCGCAAAAGGCAAACCCACGCUUUCCUAUAGCCAUUGCCCUGAAAUGUACUCUUUGCGGAAUCAUUUUUCCCAAUAUCGAUCAAUACCAUGCCCACACAGAUCAUCAUAACUGGGAGCAUCUUCUGGCCACCGUCGAGCGAACGGUCUACAACAAACCUAGGUUCCUAUUCCGCCAGUACGUGCGCAUCGUGGUGAUCUCCUUCGCCUUCGCUUGCGAAUACUGCGACACAUUGUUUUCGGACCUGAACUCCCUGUUUAAUCACGAAUCGAGACACAGCCCGGGUCGCGGGUUUGAGUGCACUUUUUGCGAGAAACACUCGUGCAAUCUCGACGAAGUGAACGCUCAUCGCAAUGGCGGAUGCUACCUCUACAGCCGGGAUCGUGCCUCAUGUUUCGAAACCAUUCAAAAACAGUACAUUUGUAACGUCUGCACAAUGGGAUUCGAUUGCCUGGAAACACUGUACGAACAUCGGUACACCCAAAACCACUACUUCCCGCGCAUUAUGGGCAAACAGGGCGAUGAAAUGGGCCUUUUGGGCCUGUCGUGUGAGGUAUGCUGCUACGUUGCCGAAACUCUUCACCAAUUGCUUGAUCACCGGCACGUGGAACAUGUUCCAGCACCUACGUCUCAAGCUCCGAUCACGCUGCACGGUAAAAGUUCUAUCAAGACCGAAGUUAAGCAAGAGCCUGACAACGCCAGCGGUGGCCUCGUUCGGCCGUAUCUGUGCGAUAAGUGCGGUAAAACGUACACUCAGUCGAGCCAUUUGUGGCAACACCUGCGCUUCCAUAAUGGCGUCCGUCCUUUUGAAUGUCCUUUCGAUGGGUGCAAACGAAGUUUCACGAUCCGCCCGGAUCUGAACGAUCACAUUCGCAAAUGCCACACCGGGGAGCGACCGUACCAGUGCCAAGAAUGCGGCAAGCGCUUCCUCACAGGAUCCGUUUACUAUCAGCACCGAUUGAUUCACCGUGGCGAACGACGUUACCCAUGCCCGGAGUGCAACAAACGAUUCUACCGUGCCGAUGCGCUGAAAAACCAUACCCGAAUUCAUACGGGCGAAAAACCGUACGCGUGCACUUUCUGCGAGAAAAAGUUCCGCCAACGAGGCGAUCGUGAGAAGCACAUGCGCGUACACACGCGACCCUAG
This is a messenger RNA of Anopheles cruzii, 1356 nucleotides long. Its product is annotated as testis-specific zinc finger protein topi. The coding region runs from base 1 to 1356 and encodes 451 amino acids. Gene Ontology annotation, biological process: regulation of transcription by RNA polymerase II. NCBI's taxonomy places the organism in Eukaryota, Metazoa, Arthropoda, Insecta, Diptera, Culicidae. Gene Ontology annotation, molecular function: RNA polymerase II transcription regulatory region sequence-specific DNA binding; DNA-binding transcription factor activity, RNA polymerase II-specific. The transcript has a single exon. Gene Ontology annotation, cellular component: nucleus. The record is from RefSeq and is a predicted model, not a curated record.